Molecule: messenger RNA, 4953 nt
Organism: Ochotona curzoniae (black-lipped pika)
Lineage: Eukaryota; Metazoa; Chordata; Mammalia; Lagomorpha; Ochotonidae
Product: obscurin-like
Exons: 26
Coding region: 1-4953 (1650 amino acids)
Biological process (GO): protein phosphorylation
Molecular function (GO): ATP binding; protein kinase activity; protein binding
Source: RefSeq, a predicted model, not a curated record
AUGGGGGAUCGGAUCCUGGGGCUGAGCCUAGAGGGGGCGGACCCUGAACUCACCGACGGAAACCUACCUCCACCACAGGUGGACACCCUGCAAGAUGGAGCUCCUCCUUAUGAGGGGACAAGGGCAUCAGCCAGCUCCUUGUGGGGCACAUAUCUCAACCAGGCACCUCAUCUUCCAUUAGCCCAGCCCCUUCAGGAGUCACAGCCUCCCCCCCAUGGAGGUCCGGAGCAAGAGGCGGCCAAAGCCCAGGGACGCACGGUGCCUAUUCGGAUUGAAGGCCAUGCCUGGCCGGGAGCAAGCCCUGGAGAGCUGCUCUGGAAUGUCCACAGUCACACAGUCACCGAGACCACACACACAACCUACAUCUACCAGGCCACGGGCACAGAGGCCACAAGGCCACCUAGCAUGCAGGUGACCAUUGAGGAUGAGCAGGUGCUGGCCGGGGGCACAGCGCGGUUUGAGGCGGUCAUCGAGGGGAGUCCGCAGCCCACAGUGACCUGGUACAAGGACGAUGUCCAGCUGGCAGACAGUGCCCGGCUCAGCCAGUGCCAGGAAGGAACUACUUACGCCCUUGUGCUGCGGGAUGUGGGCCUGCAGGAUGCCGGCGUCUAUACCUGCCUGGCCUGCAAUGCCGGUGGCCGGGUGCUUUGUAAGGCUGAGCUGCUGGUGGAGAGGGCAGGUGCACUGGACCUGGAGAAACAGAGCUGUCGGAGGAAGCUGCACUCCUUCUACGAGGUCAAGGAGGAGAUUGGAAGGGGCGUGUCUGGCUUUGUGAAGAGGGUACAGCACAAAGGCAACCAGCUCUCCUGUGCAGCCAAGUUCAUCCCUCUGCGAAGCCACAGCCGGGCCCAGGCGUACCGUGAACGGGACAUCCUGGCCUCGCUCAGCCACCCCCUGCUCACCCAGCUGCUGGAUGAGUUUGAGACGCGCAAGACCCUCAUCCUGGUGCUGGAGCUGUGCUCGUCGGAGGAACUGCUGGACCGCCUGUUCCGGAAGGGCGUGGUGACUGAGGCUGAGGUCAAGGUGUACAUCCAGCAGCUGGUAGAAGGCCUGCACUACCUGCACAGCCACGGUGUCCUCCACCUAGACAUAAAGCCCCCCAACAUCUUGAUGGUGCACCCUGCUCGGGAGGAUAUCAAGAUUUGCGACUUCGGCCUUGCCCAGAGAGUGAACCCCACAGAGCCCCAGUAUAGCCAGUAUGGCGCCCCUGAGUUUGUGGCUCCCGAGGUCAUCGAGCAGAACCCCGUGAGCGAGGCCUCGGACAUCUGGGCCAUGGGGGUCGUCUCCUACCUCAGCCUGACCUGCUCGUCCCCCUUUGCUGGUGAGAGUGACCGGGCCACCCUGCGGAAUGUUCUAGAAGGACGGGUGUCCUGGAGUAGCCCUGUGGCUGCCCACCUCAGUGUGGAUGCUAAGGACUUCCUCCAGGCUACACUCCAGAGAGCCCCAGAGGCACGGCCCAGUGCCUCCCAGUGCCUUGGGCACCCCUGGUUCCUGACAUCCGUGCCAGCUGAGGAGGCCCAGUUUGUCAGCACCAAGCAACUCAAGUUCCUCCUGGCCCGCAGCCGCUGGCAGCGUUCCCUGAUGAGCUACAAGUCUGUCCUGGUGAUGCGUUCCAUCCCUGAGCUGCUCCAUGGUCCACCUGACAGCCCCUCGCUGGGUGUGGCCCGGCACCUGCGGGUCCAGGCUGGCGCCUCUUCCAGCUCUUCUUCCUCCUCUUCGGACACUGAGCUCACCCCCUUUGCCCGGGCUAAGUCGCUGCCACCAUCCCCGGUGACACACUCCCCACUGCUGCACCCCAGAGGCUUCCUGCGGCCCUCAGCCAGCCUGCCUGAAGAGGCUGAGGCCUGUGGCCCUCCAGUGACUACAGCCUCACCAGCAUUGCCCCCUCGCACAGGGCCAGUGCCCCGGCACAGCAUAGUUCACAGUUUGUUCCACCAGCAGGCGGGUGAGGACCCUGUCCCAGGGGGCCGGCGACACCCAGCCCGGCGCCGGCACCUGCUAAAGGGUGGAUACAUCGCGAGGGCUCUGCCUGGCCUGCGGGAGCCGCUGAUGGAGCAGCGGGCCCUGGAAGAGGCCAGUGAGGAGCUGCUUACACCCCCUGCAAAAAUCCCCUCCUUGGAACCUGCCCUGCAGUCAUCUGGCCCUAAAUCCCAUGAAGACCUGGCAGGUGCCACCAGCCCAUCCCAGGACACCUGCUUUGGGGGACGGUGCCCACCCCCAGCUCCCCCCAGGCGACUCUUGUCCUCCAGUGGCAAGCGGUCCUGGGCUCAGUCGGAGGGGGUGGCCCAGCACAGUGGUCAAAGACAGCCAGUUCCCCUUGGCCUCCCUGAGCAGGGCCACAGGCCCCCCUCAGCCCCUUCCAGCCCCUGCUCUUCACCCGCAGCAGAGCCCCCAGUGCCCCCUUCUAUAGCGACAGCCAGCCUUGUGCCAGGCUCUAAGACAGGGUCGGAGGGCAUGAACCUGCCUCAGGGGAUGGGGCAGACAGGCUGGAGGUCAGGUCUCUCCCAGGAGGCCGAGGGCUCCCCCGACAACAGCCCCCACAUGCAGCGGCCACAGGAACAGGCGACUGCUCGCAAGUUCUCCCUGGGAUCCCGGGGGGGCUAUGCGGGGGUGUCAGGCUAUGGCACCUUUGCCUUUGGGGGUGAUGCGGGGGGUAUGCUAGGGCAGGGACCCCUGUGGGCCAGGCUGGCAUGGGCUGCAUCCCAGUCCUCAGAGGAGCAGGACGAAGCUGCAGCCGGUGGGGAAUCCCUGUCAGCAGCCCCAGAGUUGGGCUGCUGGGAGCAGCCUGGGCAGGUGUCUCUGGUACAGAUCCGGGACCUGUCAGGGGACGCAGAGGCAGCCGACACCCUCUCCCUCGACAUAUCUGAGGUGGAUCCUGCCUACCUGAACCUCUCAGACCUGUAUGACAUCAAGUACCUGCCCUUCGAGUUCAUGAUCUUCAGCAGGGUCCCCCGGCCCGAGAGGCAGCCGGGGCCACCGUCCCCAGAGCCCGAGGAAGAGGAUGUGUCCGAAGGGGUCCCAGGGGCUGCAUGGCCCUGGCCCCAGGCCCCGAGCCCCGAGCCUGAUCUGGCGAUCACAGAGGAGCCUAUGGACCUGGAUGUGCUGCUGGGGGCGGCCACCGCGGGCAGGAAGCGCAAGUGGCCCUGCCUGCCGCUGGAGGAGCCGCUGGAGCUGGGGCUGCGUCAGCGGGUGAAGGCCUCCAUGGCCCACAUUUCCAGGGUCCUGCAGGGCCGGACCCUCGGUGAGCCUGCCCUGCCCACCUGUCUAGCAGGUGUGGAGAAGGAGGGCCCCCCUAGGAAGAAGCCUGGCUUUACCUCCUUCCGCCUAUCAGGUCUGAAGGGUCGGGACCGAGCACCAUCCUUCCUACGGCAGUUGUCGGAUGAGACAGUGGUCCUGGGUCAGUCAGUGACCCUGGCCUGCCAGGUGUCAGCCCAGCCACCCGCCCAGGCCACGUGGACUAAGGACGGGGAUCCCCUGGAAAGCAGCGGCCGUCUCCUCAUCUCUUCCACCCUCAAGGACUUCCACCUGCUGACCAUCCUGGUGGUGACCGUCGAGGACCUGGGCGUGUACACGUGCUGUGUGAGCAACUCACUGGGGACAGCAGCCACCACAGCCACUCUCAGGAAGGCAGAGCGUCCCUCGUCGUCCCCACGCCCGGAUGUGGGGGAGGUGUCCGAGGACGGGGUGCUGCUGGUAUGGAAGCCUGUGGAGUCCUGUGGCCCAGUCACCUACACCGUGCAGUGCAGCCUGGAAGGUACUGACCCCCUCCUGGCACGCCUGGCCUGGGGAGGGAGGCUUCCUGACCCCUCACUGCUACCCUGCGGCCCAGGUGGCAGCUGGACCACCCUGGCCUCCGACAUCACCGACUGCUGCUACGUCACCAGCCGGCUGGCCCGGGGUGGCAGCUACGCCUUCCGCACAGCCUGUGUCAGCAAGGCGGGCAUGGGCCCCUACAGCAGCCCCUCAGAACAAGUCCUCCUUGGGGGGCCCAGGCGCUUGGCCUCUGAGGAGGACAGUGCCCAGGGCCAGCCAGUCCAGCCCCUCCCCAGCACGAAGACCUUCGCCUUCCAGAUGCAGAUCCGCAGGGGCCGUUUCAGUGUGGUCCGGCAGUGCCGAGAGAAGGCCAGUGGGCGGGUGCUGGCUGCCAAGAUCAUCCCCUACGAGCCUGGGGCCAGGACAGCUGUGCUGCGUGAGUAUGAGGCUCUCAAGGGCCUGCACCACCCACACCUGGCCCAGCUGCAGGCUGCCUACCUCAGCCCACGGCACCUGGUGCUCAUCUCCGAGCUGUGCUCUGGGCCUGAGCUGCUGCCCUGUCUGGCGGAGAGGACAUCCUACUCAGAGUCAGAGGUGAAGGACUUCCUGUGGCAGAUGCUGAGUGCCACCCAGUACCUGCAUGCCCACCGCAUCCUACAUCUGGACCUGCGGUCUGAGAACAUGAUGGUCACCGAGUACAACCUGCUCAAGGUCGUGGACCUGGGCAGUGCCCAGAGCCUGGACCAGGGCCAGGUGUUUCCCUCAGAGACCUUCAAAGACUACCUGGAGACCAUGGCUCCGGAGCUCCUGGAGGGCCAGAGUGCUGUCCCGCAGACGGACAUCUGGGCCAUUGGCGUGACCGCAUUUAUCAUGCUGAGCGCUGACUACCCGGUGAACGGCGAGGGUGUGCGUGACCUGCAGCGGAGCCUACGUAAGGGGCCACUCCGCUUGGGCCGCUGCUAUGCAGGGCUGUCUGGCGGUGCUGUGGCCUUCCUACGUGGAGCCCUUAACGCACAGCCCUGGGCCCGGCCAUGCGCAGCUAGCUGCCUGCAGUGCCCGUGGCUGACUGAGGAGGGCCCAGCGGCUGCCCAGCCCGCACCGGUGACCUUUCCCACCACACAGCUGCGCGCCUUCCUGCGAGAGCGUGAGAAGCGGCGAGCAUUGCUGUGCCGCAGGCGUCGCUCUCCACAGGGGCGCUGA